AUGGCGUUGCCACCUCAAGGCCGGCCGGCCAAACGGCUCGUCGUCUUCUGCGACGGCACCUGGGUGGGACGCGAGACGGCCGUCGACGACGCGCCGCCCAGCAACAUCCGGCAGCUGGCCGACAUGGUCGGGACGGUGCAGUACGACGCGAGCGACGUCACGGCGGCAAAAGUGCAUCGGAUCCAGCCGCACAAGUCGGCGGCGUCGGGGCGCACGCCGGACAUUGUGGCGGGCUACCAGGAGGGCGUGGGCCUGAACAAGAACUUCAUGCAGUACAUCUGGGACGGGGCGACGGCGUCGUCCAUCAGCGAGGAGUGCAUCGCCGUGUACAAGUUCAUUGUGGAUCACUACACGCACGACCAUGAGAUCUGGCUGUUUGGAUUCAGUCGCGGCGCCUUCACCGUGCGCUGCAUCGCGGGCAUGAUCAAUAAUUGCGGCAUCAUCAAGCGGCGGCCAGAGUAUGCUGAAGAAGAGGUUAAGCGCCUUUGCUACGACAUCUUUCGCACGUACCGCUCCAGUCUGCCCGUGGAUGCGCCCAAGAGCGACGAGUGCCAGCGCUGGAAAGGCCUGCACGACCGCGUGUGGCAGGUCAAACGCCCCAUCCGCUUCAUGGGCAUCAUCGACACGGUGGGCGCGCUGGGCAUCCCGCGGCUGAGCGCAGGCAUCGGCUUCGACUGGAGCCCGUUUGAGUUUUUCGACCAGAGCGUCUCGAGCGUGGUGCAGCACUGCUACCACGCGCCGUGUCUGCACGACCGCCUGUGGACCUUCCAGCCGUGUCUGGUGUCUGCCAGCGAAGAUGCCGACGACGACGACGACGAGCCCAGGGCCCGGAUAACGCAAAAGUGGUUUCCAGGCACCCAUUACGACGUCGGGCGCAUGACGUUUCGCUUUGUGCGCCAGAGCCCUACCAACUGGAUCGAGGACGCCCUGGGCUGGCUUCCCAACCUGCUGUCGCGCACCAUCUAUCCCAACCAGGUGCUGAGCGACGCGGUACUGCGGUGGAUGGUGGAGAGCGUGCACGCCGUCGACGAGGACUCGCCCAACCCCAUCAUGCCAGCUGCGCAAGAGUGGAUACAGUAUAUCGGGGAAAGGCUGGGCACCGCCGCCCAGUCGCCCUCGCCCUCUGACCAGCAACACCUGAGAACGGGCAGCGGCGACAUCUACGGCGACGUGCUGGCCUACGCGCCAGGCGGCGUCGUGUACAGCACGCUGCAAAAAACCUCGCAAGCCGCCACCUCUGUGCUCAACAGCGUCUUCCCGCGGCUGGGCGACAAUAUUCAGAGCAUCCUGGGUAUCAGGACGUUGAUUGCCAUCCUGACAAACACGGCCGACCGCCGGAUUCCAGGCACACAAGCAGACAUUUAUCCGUAUACACAGCAAGAAACAGUCAUGGUCAAGGGUGAAAGAGUCGUCUUUUCCGUGGAGCAGUUAGGACAGAUGAAGGACAUGAAUGAGAGGGGCGUCGCCAGGUAUCCAAGCCAGUCCUUUGAGUCGUUUUUGCUGUGGAAAGGCGUCUUUGGGAAGAAAGAGACGAAUGGUUAUCGAGGCUAG
Molecule: messenger RNA, 1551 nt
Organism: Exserohilum turcica Et28A
Lineage: Eukaryota; Fungi; Ascomycota; Dothideomycetes; Pleosporales; Pleosporaceae
Exons: 1
Coding region: 1-1551 (516 amino acids)
Source: RefSeq, a predicted model, not a curated record